This is a messenger RNA of Delphinapterus leucas (beluga whale), 1513 nucleotides long. It is a transcript of the gene MRPL3, whose product is annotated as mitochondrial ribosomal protein L3. NCBI's taxonomy places the organism in Eukaryota, Metazoa, Chordata, Mammalia, Artiodactyla, Monodontidae. Gene Ontology annotation, molecular function: structural constituent of ribosome. The record is from RefSeq and is a predicted model, not a curated record. Gene Ontology annotation, cellular component: ribosome; mitochondrial large ribosomal subunit. Gene Ontology annotation, biological process: translation.
CGUCCGAAAGGGCAGUGGGGGGUGGCCGGCUGGACGGUUCAGGAGGGCUCUGCGGACUGGGUCGCCGGCGCUGGGACACCCUGAAAGCGGAGCGGCGGGGCGCCCGGAGGUGAAGGGGUUGCGCCCUUCCGGCCUAGUCAUGCUCGGUUGGAGGCUGCUGGCUCGGACCGGCGCCCGGGUGCUGGACCGCGGCGCGGGCGGCCUGGGCGCUGCCCGGGGCUCGGAGAACAGAACAGACAUCUGGCUUUUGGUUAGAAGUCUUCAUGGCAAGAGUGGUACUUGGUGGGAUGAGCAUCUUUCUGAAGAAAAUGUUCCCUUUGUUAAGCAGUUGGUCUCUGAUGAAAAUAAAGCCCAAGUAGCAAGUAAACUCUGUCCUCUGAAAGAUGAGCCGUGGCCUAUACAUCCUUGGGAACCAGGUUCCUCUAGAGUAGGCCUUAUUGCAAUGAAGUUAGGCAUGAUGCCCUUAUGGACCAAAGAUGGUCAGAAGCAUGUGGUCACAUUACUUCAGGUACGAGACUGUCACGUCCUAAAAUAUACUCCAAAGGAAAAUCAUAAUGGAAAAAUGGCAGCCCUGACUGUAGGAGGAAAAACUGUAUCACGUUUCCAUAAAUCUACAUCUAUAUUGGAAUUUUACCGAGAACUUGGAUUGCCACCAAAACAGAAAGUUAAAAUCUUUAAUGUAACAGAUAAUGCUGUAAUUAAGCCAGGCACUCCUCUUUAUGCUGCUCACUUUCGCCCGGGACAGUAUGUGGAUGUCACAGCCAAAACUAUUGGUAAAGGUUUCCAAGGUGUCAUGAAAAGAUGGGGAUUUAAAGGCCAGCCAGCUACUCACGGUCAAACAAAAACCCACAGAAGGCCUGGAGCUAUUUCAACUGGUGAUGUUGCCAGAGUCUGGCCUGGAACUAAAAUGCCUGGACAAUUGGGGAACAUAGAUAGGACAGCAUUUGGACUGAAAGUGUGGAGAAUAAACACAAAGCACAAUAUAAUCUAUGUAAAUGGCUCUGUACCUGGACACAAAAAUUGCUUAGUAAAGAUCAAAGAUUCUAAAUUGCCUGCAUAUAAGGAUUUCUGUAAAAAUCUACCAUUCCCAACAUAUUUCCCUGAUGGAGAUGAAGAGGAGCUACCAGAAGAUUUGUUUGAUGAAGACUUGUGUCAUCCUGGGGCACCUUCUAUUACGUUUGCCUGACCUGGACAUGACAGACUCCCACAUGUCCUGUGAAUUCUGAUGAGCCAGAACAAUAAUAUAACCAGGAAUUAUGUUUUCUUAGUAACAACAUACCACACUGGUUAUCUUUGUCAAGGGCAUAAAUUUAUCAUUCAUCCUCCAACUGAAUUUCAUUUAAAAAAUUACCACAUUAAGCAAACCGGUUAAGUAGAUUGAAUAUGCCAAAUUUAGAUGGACCGGCAGUUUGCAUAUUAGUAAAAUCUUUGUAAUUUGUGGGCUUUGUCCUUUUUUUACUAUGUAUUUCUCAAGUUAUCUUAAAUGUUUAUAAAUUUAGCUUCUUUUACUAAA